Molecule: messenger RNA, 3111 nt
Organism: Ogataea haglerorum
Lineage: Eukaryota; Fungi; Ascomycota; Pichiomycetes; Pichiales; Pichiaceae
Exons: 1
Coding region: 1-3111 (1036 amino acids)
Biological process (GO): RNA export from nucleus; post-transcriptional tethering of RNA polymerase II gene DNA at nuclear periphery; protein import into nucleus
Cellular component (GO): nuclear pore cytoplasmic filaments; nuclear pore
Molecular function (GO): structural constituent of nuclear pore
Source: RefSeq, a predicted model, not a curated record
AUGUUUGGCAACUCGGCGUCCACCACCAGCGGGUUCGGCGGGUUUGGUUCCAACAACACCUGGAAUAACAACAAUUCCUCUCCGUUCGGAACAAAUACUGUAAACAACAAUCCCUCGUCUACGUUUGGUUCGAACGCAAACACAAACACGGGAGGCCUGUUUGGAGCCGCCUCCAAUGCGUCUUCUGGGCUAGGCGCGUUUGGCUCCAACACCAAUACUAAUGCCCCAGCCAAUGGUACUUCUUCGAACACCGGCUUGUUUGGAACAGGAUCAUCGUUCAACAGUUCUUCCUCGCCGUUUGGUCAGUCGGCCUUUGGCAACACCGGCUCCACUGGAACCGCAUCCAAUGGUCUUUUUGGUGCAUCUAACAAUACAGGCUCUGCUUUUGGGUCUACAUCCACGACGUCUCCGUUUGGCCAACAAUCCAGUGCACCUCGUUUUGGAUCUACCCUGGGAGCCGCUAACACCCAGAACAGGGGCACGUCUGUGACUCCAUUCAAGCCGCUAACAGAAAAAGAUCCGACGAACGGAACACAAUAUUAUGAAACUAUCACAGCCAUGCCUGAGUACUCCAAGUUUUCUCUCGAGGAACUCAGAGUUCAGGAUUACAUUGAUGGUAGACGCUAUGGCAACAGUGCUGGGUCAGCUGGAACAGGAAGUUUUGGCACAGGAACCGGUUUCGGCUCUGGUACCACUGGUGGCUUUGGAACCGCGUCCAACAACGGUGGCUUGUUUGGCCAAUCCAACAAUACUACCUCAGGCGGUCUAUUUGGACAGUCCAACAACAAUACCGGCGGAAACGUGUUUGGUGCCAACAAGCCAGCUACAGGCGGCCUUUUCGGUUCAUCCAACAACAAUUCCUCUGCCUUUGGCUCGAACAACAAUUCUGCAUUUGGCUCGUCCGGUGCUCCUUUCGGACAGACCAACAACUCGCCGUUCGGUCAGCAACAGCAGUCGUCUACAUUUGGAGCGCCCUCGAGCUCACCUUUUGGACAGCAGAACAACAACGCUGGCACUCUUUUUGGUGCCAACAAUAAUCAGACCAGCUCUCCGUUUGGUCAGCAGAGCACAACACCUGCCUUUGGAUCGACCAAUCAGGCUGGCGGUGGCAUGUUUGGCAACAACAACAACCAGACAAGUGGUUUUGGCAGCACGGGCACUAAUACCGGUGGCCUGUUUGGUGGAAAUAACACCGCCAACAAGCCUGCUUUUGGCGGUUUUGGCUCGUCUGGAAACACAUCUGGAGGUUUUGGCUCGACCGGGAACACCUCAGGUAAUCUGUUUGGGAACAACAAUAAUAACCAGCAAUCUGGUGGACUCUUCGGCAAUAACAAUAACCAGUCGGGAGGCCUCUUUGGCCAGCCUAGCAAACCUGCCGGUGCAGGCUUUGGCUUUGGGUCGACCAACAACGCUCAGAACGGAUCGCUUUUUGGAAACAAUGCUUCGGCCAACAACAAUACAUCGGCACCGUUGUUUGGCAACAAUAAUAACCAAGCUGGAUCACUUUUCGGUAAUAAACCAACAGGCACUUCUUCGGGAGGUCUCUUUGGAAACAACAACACGGCUAGCACUGGAACGGGGGGUGGCUUUGCAUUCGGCGCAAACAAUAACAACAAUGCAUCGUCGGGGGGUCUGUUUGGCAAUAAAGCUGCUUCCACUGGAACUGGGUUCGGCUCGACAAACACCGCAGCCGGCUCUUUAUUCGGUAAUAAGCCCCCAGCCACCUCUGGCACUUCAGGCUUUGGCGCAACCAGUAAUAAUACUAACAGUCUGUUUGGAAACAAGCCCGCAGGAACAACCUCUGGUGGUCUUUUCUGUAACAACCAAUCGUCCACAUCUGGAGGGCUCUUUGGGAACAAGCCAGCGACGACUGGAGGACUCUUUGGAAACAAUAAUCAAUCGUCCACAUCAACAACCUCAGGAGGAUUGUUUGGUAAUAAACCUGCUGGAACGACUUCUGGUGGCCUCUUUGGCAACAACAGCCAGCAACCGAACGCGUUUGCAUUUGGACAAGGGCAACAGCAGCAGCAACAACAACAGCAACAGCAACAGCCUCUGGCUAAUCUGGACCCAUAUGGAACAAAUCCUCUGUUUUCCUCUGUGGGAGCCAAUACAAAUCCUAUUGUCCAACAACCUCAAGUGCCACAGGCUAUUCCGGUGAAACAGGUGGCCAAGAAAAAGCCAAUGCUUUCCUCUGCCUACAAACUAAAUCCAAAACCGCUGUUCUCGCCUAACGAUCUCCUGGCCACAAAGCCCGGCAGCAUUGUGGCAGUUUCAUCUCCGUCGACGGCCGGCUCAAACGGCUCCAGCAAAUCUGCCACUCAGACUUUGAUCGAAGACUCUAAAGACUCUGCCAACGGCUCUAAGUCCGAAAAAGUUCUCUCUCCUACUACGGAUGAUGCCAUCUUGUCCAGUUACAUUUUUGCUCCGUCCAGAAAUGUCACCAAGCUGAUCAUUGACAAAACGAAGCAAGAAGACGAGUUUGAAGGCCUCAAAACAAGCAACCUCGUCACUCCUCGUCGUCAGAUCACGAUGAAGGCCUCAAUGAGCAGCCUCACCCCAAAACCCUACGUGUCCCCUAGCAAGACCGUGCUUGAAAAUGGAAGCAGCCAGGAGCCUGUAGGAGAGGUCUCGAGCACUCCGAAAUCCGUGUCCGAAUCCACCUCGACCAAUGAAGAAUGGCCUGAGGGCUACUGGAUCUCUCCCUCGCUGGAAGAGUUACAAAAGCUGUCUCCUACACAGCUAAAGUCUGUUCCACAUUUCAAGGUGGGCCGCACAGGCUACGGAAAAAUCGAAUUCCUCAAACCUGUGGAUCUCACAUCAAUUCUCCUGGAAAAAAUUCCAGAAAUUAUCGUGUUUGAUAAGCAGUCUUGUAUUAUCUACCCUGAUCUCAAUAGCAGACCGCCAGUUGGUGAAGGUUUCAACAUCCCAGCAACAGUUUCUCUCGAAGGUUGCUUCCCACUGUCGAAGGACACCAAGAAGCCAAUCACAGAUCCACAUCACGCUGUUGUGAAGAAACAUAUCAGAAGACUGCAAAUGAUUCCGAAUACGGAGUUUGUCGGUUACGAUUCCAUCUCAGGUACUUGGCAAUUCAAGCUCGAGCAUGUCUAA